CGGGCAACGGCGCUCGACCGCGUCGCCAGUGGAACCUCCCACCAUGGCGUCAGCGCCAGCGCCGAUUCCGCGGCGGGGAUCGCUCUGCCAUCUGCUGUUGCGGUUUAACUCCCCCACCCCACCUUCCGGUUCCUCAAUAAUAACGAGCUCUCCGCUUCCGGAGGAUCUUGCGAACUGCUCUUCCUGCCAUGUUCUCACGAACCCGGGCAGUGUCCAGAAACAUCACGACCGCCGCUCGCAGCAGCAUUAUCCUCUCCUCCUCUAGAACCCGGCCGCAACCUUCCCCCUUCUUCUUCUUCUCCUUCUUCUCCCCUCCCUUCUCUUCUCCUCUCUACACCUCCGGAAGCGCAACCGCAACCGGGACCGGGACAGCAACCGGGACCGGAACCAUUUCCAAGGGCAUCAUCACCCGCGUAAACAUCAAGGCCAAGACCAGCAUCGCGACCAUGUCGACGGUGGCGGCGGCGGCGGCCAAGCGGCUCGAGGGCAAGACGAUCGUCAUCACGGGCGCGUCGUCGGGCAUCGGGCGGAGCUGCGCGUUCGAGUUUGCGCGCACGGCGCCGCGCGACCUCCGGCUGGUGCUGACGGCGCGGCGGGCGGACCGGCUGCGCGAGAUCGCCGACCAGAUCAGGGCCGAGGUCGGCGACGGCGUGCGCGUGCUGCCCCUCGAGCUCGACGUCUCGGACCCGGACCAGGUCCGCGGCUUCGUCGACCGCCUGCCCGAAGAGUUCCGCGCCGUCGACGUCCUGGUGAAUAAUGCGGGCCUGGUGAAAGGAGUCGCUCGCGCGCCUGAGAUCGCCGAGGCCGACAUGAACAUCAUGUUCCAGACCAACGUAACCGGCCUCAUCAACAUGACCCAGGCCAUCCUGCCCAUCUUCAAGGCUCGCCCGGACGGCGGCGCCGGCGACAUCAUCAACAUUGGCAGCAUCGCCGGCCGCGAGCCCUACGCCGGCGGCAGCAUCUACUGCGCCACCAAGGCCGCCGUGCGCGCCUUUACAGAUGCCCUGCGCAAGGAGCUGAUCGACACCCGCAUUCGCGUGAUGGAGAUCGACCCGGGGCAGGUCGAGACUGAGUUCUCCAUCGUCCGGUAUUACGGAGACAAGGCCAAGGCAGAUGCCGUUUACGCCGGCUGUGACCCCCUGACCCCUGAUGACAUCGCGGAGGUGGUUGUCUUCGUCGCGAGUAGGCGGCAGAACGUGGUCGUUGCCGAUACCCUCGUUUUCCCGAGCCACCAGGCUGGCGCUGGGGUGAUCCACCGCCGACAAACCUGAUGUUAGUUGCGAAACGGACUAGAUGGGUUGGCAGUCGAGACUGGAGGAUCCCAGGAGGGAUAGACGAUCUGAGAAAUCUAUAGAUAUAAUUCAAAAACGAAAUUAUGUAGCUGCUCGAGUGUUUUGCGUCCUUCUCGUUAACGUUGCGGC
This is a messenger RNA of Thermothelomyces thermophilus ATCC 42464, 1421 nucleotides long. RefSeq lists its product as uncharacterized. Bases 447 to 1271 code for a protein of 274 amino acids. The record is from RefSeq and is a predicted model, not a curated record. The transcript is spliced from 6 exons. Lineage: Eukaryota; Fungi; Ascomycota; Sordariomycetes; Sordariales; Chaetomiaceae. Gene Ontology annotation, molecular function: oxidoreductase activity. Gene Ontology annotation, cellular component: cytosol.